Anguilla anguilla (European eel) is the source of this 993-nucleotide messenger RNA. RefSeq names its product partitioning defective 3 homolog B-like. The record is from RefSeq and is a predicted model, not a curated record. Bases 1 to 807 code for a protein of 268 amino acids. The transcript is spliced from 4 exons. Lineage: Eukaryota; Metazoa; Chordata; Actinopteri; Anguilliformes; Anguillidae.
AUGGCUUUUCGCGGGAAAUCCGUGCUUGACCUGGAGGCGCAGCAGAACCCUUCCCUGCACAGGCCGCUAACGCAUCUGCAGCGGAUCUGCAUCUCCCAGCAUUCCCUGUGUCUGGAGAGCGUAGGCGUCCGGACGCUCCACAAGGCCGCGUGCGUGUGCAGGGCUGGAGGUUCUGAGGGACGCACACGUGUAACCGCGCGGAUCUCCAUUCAUUCCUGUCUCGUCUCAUCUCUCCUCCUCUCUCCCCGCAGUGCCGACCGGAUCCAGCAGCUGAGGCGGGAGUUCCAUCAGGCCCGGCGGGAGGCGGCCGCGCCCGCCUACGAGGACCUGGAGGCCCGCCGCCGCGCCGGCCCCGAGUACGACCCCAGCCGGAUGGCAGUGAGGGGGCAAGAUGGCCGGUUGGCACCGCGGUACGAGGACGUGGAGCGACAGUACGCCUCCCUGCCCAGACGGGGGCCGAUGGAUCCAAACGACUACCCCAUGCAGCCCUGGGGGGGUCACCGAGAGCCUGCCCACUACCCCGCCCCCCAGGGGGGCUACCCCAGCUACCCCGCCCGAGAUAACUACCCACCCCGCGGGGCGGAGCGGCGAGGGGCGGACCCCCGGCAGGGCGACCCCGGGUACUACCCCCCCGCGCCCCAGCAGCGGGGGCCCCUGCGGCAGGACGUGCCCCCCUCCCCCCCGCUCCCGCUGCGGGCGCCGCGCUACGACACCAUGAACCGGGGGGGGUACCGGAACACCAGCCCGGACCGCUACGCGUACGCGGACGGCCGCAACCCGGACCCCCGGCAGACCGCCGCGGUGUAGCCGAAAUCUCGCCCCGCCCCCCCACCCCCCGCUCUUACCCACCCUCCAGUGAGGGCCGCGCCUCCUCGUCCGCGGCUUUCAGUAGCGGGACGGCGUGGGGCGACGCGGCGUGCGUUUCCGUGGCGCGUUGCCGAGCGCGACGUCGACUGCGGGGAAGAGAAGGGGGGGGGGGGGGGGGGAGUGUCU